AUGACUACUACUGAAAAUCCAUCAAGAAAGAGAACAUAUCAAGAGUCAAAUGAAAUAGUUGUUGAAGAGCGUCCAAACGAUAGAAUAUCAACAAUCAACAUUGAUGGUAUCGAUUUCGAUGAUCGAAAUUCAUUGAUAAACUUUAAUAGAGUUUAUCAUCUUUAUUAUCAAUGUUUGGAGAGUAGAGAUGAUCAGAUGAGAUCACAAUGUGUUAGGUUCUUUGUUGAUUAUCACCAACACAAGUUUUUACAUUAUAUCGAUGUUCAAGGUUAUACCAAGUUCAUUGUAGAUCUAUUCUUUGAUCCUUCAUUAGAUGUCAUCAGCAACAUGUCAUCGUUCGGUCAUAGUGAUCAUAAAACAUUAGUAGAAAACAUAUACAACAAAAUAAGAUAUGAUAAAAGAAAAUUAAAUGAUGACAGUGAUCAAUUAGCAAAGAGAAUAGAUGUCUAUAAAGAAUGUUUUUUUUCCAAAGCUAUUCAAAAGAAACACUUGUAUUUCGAUUAUAAUAGCUUCCACUACUCAAUCACACACCAAGAAGAAGAAGAAGAAGAUAACGACAAUAUCAAUGAGAAUGAAGAUGGAGUUUCAAAUACAAUAGUGAAUCAAGAGAAAGAUAUAAAGUUAGAGAUUAACGAUUUAACCAAAGAAAAAGAAGGAUAUCACCAUGCAAUUAGUUCUACCAUGAUCGAAGAGGUGUUUACUUUCACUCUAUCGGAUAUAUUGGUGGAAAUAAUCAUUUCAUUUUCAUUGAAAGGAGAUAGUCUACAUAUAUUUGUGGAGAAUACCAGAAUUAGAAUUCUAGAUUACAGCGACAUCAAGUGUAUCUUUAAUAUUGCAUUGGUGUCGAAACAAUUCUUUAGAGUUGCAUCAAAGAAGAUUAACAAUAGUUAUCACAAUUUAUAUGGUCAUAUCAAUGUUGAUAAUGAAUAUUCAUUAAUCAAAUCACCACCAUUGUAUUUUGAUUAUGAAUCUAUCAAGUUCAUUAGAUACGAUGAGAGUACAGUGAGAAUCACUCAGUUAUUUUCAAGGGUCGAGAUCUUUAAACUCUCAUCAGAUGAAUACGAUAGUAGAAUCAAUGAUGGUGUCUUUAGAAGAUACUUAUAUGAUGAUUUCUUUGGUCGUGACACCGAACAUUUCUAUCGAAAUUCGAUUUCAAGAAAUGAUUACUUGACAUACCUUCCACCAAUGCCAAAUCUUAAACACUUCACCAUCGAUACUUACUUUGGAUACAAACGUAACUACAGUUCAUUUCUAAUAUCGAUCUUUGAGAAUACACCGAAUGUAGAUGGACAUGGUAUCGAAUCAUUCUAUAUCAGUAUCUACAAAGAUUGGAAUGGCAGUCCAGAUUACAGUAACUUGGAUUUCUUGCAACCGCUGUUAUCAUUACACUCAAAGACAUUGAAAUCAGUCACACUUGAUUAUCGUCGUUUAUGUGGUAAAUAUGCAUAUGAAUUUCUUCCGAUAUUGAAAGAGAUGCUUCCAACAAUCAAACAAUACAAUUACUCUUUCAUUCUUUAUGGUAGUUUUUACAAUUUGAAAUCAGCAUGUAAAGAUGAUGAAGAUCUAGAAGUUUAUCGAUAUUUACUCAAUCAAAAAGUUAUUUUAAAUAAAUUUGAUAGUAGAAAUGAUGAUAUUGAUAAAAAUGACCUAGAAUAUAUUCAAGAAACAAAGAAUAAAUAA
Molecule: messenger RNA, 1680 nt
Organism: Heterostelium album PN500
Lineage: Eukaryota; Evosea; Eumycetozoa; Acytosteliales; Acytosteliaceae
Exons: 2
Coding region: 1-1680 (559 amino acids)
Source: RefSeq, a predicted model, not a curated record